This is a messenger RNA of Rhopalosiphum maidis (corn leaf aphid), 2013 nucleotides long. RefSeq lists its product as uncharacterized. The transcript has 5 exons. The record is from RefSeq and is a predicted model, not a curated record. Bases 599 to 1663 code for a protein of 354 amino acids. Lineage: Eukaryota; Metazoa; Arthropoda; Insecta; Hemiptera; Aphididae.
ACGACACCCACGCAUCGCGCACCCUCCCCGUCUACCCACCCAACGAUUUCACCGUCAACCCAUCGCCCGUAGCACCGCGGCUACACGAGUCGUUACGUCCGACCCUUUCUCCCCUACGCCGCCCAAACAACAAUCAACAGGCUAUUUUUAUCCCCCGUAACACAUGCCCGCGAUGAAUAUACAUAUAUAAUAUAAUAACAAUAUCAUUAUCAACUAUUUUUAUUAUUAUUAUUAUCGCCGCCGCCGCCGCCGCCGUCGAAAUUUCCGUCUUCGCCGCAGCACCAACACUGAGCACUUUGAACAGACCGCGGCGAGACGAUGCCCUUCCUCCUCUACGACUGUUGUAGUACGAGCACUACGAACAGUAGUAGCAACGGCAUCGUCGUCGUCGUUAGCAGCGGCCGCUUCUUCACCAGUCUUCCGACUCGACGACCCUAGUUUCAAUUGCAAUCGUGCCGACAAAAAUAGUUUUUCGGGAUAGAGGUAAAGUCUCGUCCGAGUCAAUCGCCGUACGCCUACAGUCGCCCUCGCCGAGCAAUCUGACGAACACGCGACUGACUACUGACCUACACACGUCGCGGGUGGAAGCAUUAUAACGAUGCCUCCGGAUAUUAGCGAUCGUACGCGCGUAAGCGGCGACAAAUUAUUGUACAGUCGUGUCGUGCCGUCCACCAUGCCGGGUGUUUGCAGCGAUCCAAACUUUUUCGAGACCACUGUCGAGCCGCUGCUCGCGGCCGGCCGCGAGGGCGAUCUGUGCGAGUGGCUUAAGAAGAACGGACUAAUAGCCAAGGAACAGAAGUGCCCAAAUAACGAGUGUCUGACCACAGAAAAGAUGCAGUGGCAUCGUGCACGAGUUGUUGACAAGUUCAAUUGGGUGUGCCUGGAGUGCAAAAAGAAGGUGCCUGCCAGGCACGCGUCCUUCUUUGCCGACUUCAAAUGCGAAUUGGGUUAUGCCUUGAAAGUCAUUGACAGUUGGUGCAAGAAUAUGCCACUCAGUGACGUCAGUGGAGAAGGUAGGACCAAAGUAAAUGUAGCCAAACGUAUUUACAACGGAUGCGCUCAAGUGGCCGAAUGGCAGUUGAAAAAAAUAGUCGGCGACUUCAAACUUGGUGGCACUGAUGUUGUUGUCAUCGUAGAUGUGUUUCCAGAUGGCAACAUGAGUUUAGAAGUACCAACCACAUCUCAUAAUAAUAAUUUUUCUAAAAGAGUACUAUGCAUUGCUGACACGGCCCAUGUACCUGUUCGCGUUUGGGCAAGCCUUCUUGAUGGAUCUAAUAAAGAGAAUUCUAAGAUUGUGGAAAUGGUCAAAAAUCACGUAAUGCUGGGUUCUACUAUUGUAACAAAUGAAAUGUUGUAUCCAUUAUUGCAUAAUUUACCUGGAAUAGGAGAAGUCAUAAGCACAGAAGCAUUGAUGAAUUUGGACAUAAAUCAUGAUCAUAAGUCUUUAAAAAAUUUAGAAACUAUAUGGGCAACUACUGUAGAAGCUUGUAUUCAAUUACAAGAUAUGUCUACAACUCAUGCUGAACAACAUCUAUAUGAACUACAGUGGAGACAGAUGUAUGGAUUUAUUGCUCUUCCAUCCAUGAUACAGCAGAUUGUUGAGUAUACAGCUUACAAUAACCCAAUAUGUCCACCUUUGCCGAGCAUAUGGCCUACAAAUUAAAUCAAUUGAUAAGUACAAAUGUUAGUUUAUUGCUAAACCCACCGUUUAAUAUUAUAUACAUGGUAAUUUUUGUCAAUUAUUGUACGACACUACGACUAUUAUUAAGUUUUGAAGAAGUUAAUUUUAUAAAUUUUAUUCAUAACCAUUUUGUUUCACACAUAACAAUUCUAUUAAUGAUAUUUGGCCACAAUUUUAUUUUUAAAAGAAAUGAUAUUUUGCUGAAUAACAAGAUUCAAAUUUUUUAAUUAAAAUAAUUCAUAUACUACAGAAAUAUUUAGAUUUUAAAUCUGUUUUUGUGUUCUGCAUGUUAGCUUAAUUAUCUAAUCCAGGGCAAACAUAAAAUGUUUUAU